AUGUCUGCAAUUCUAUCUCACAAUGACACAUACAAUAUUAUCCAAUUCAUAGGUGAGGGAGUAUAUGGGGAGGUGUCUUGCUGCCGUAAGCGAAGUACUGGUCAGUUUGUUGCUGUAAAGACCCUAAAAUAUGAUAGUUGCAUUGCCUCAGAAGUGAGAGUGUUAAAACUGUUUCAAAACAUGGAUACAAACAAGUUUCAUAUUGUACAGUUUCUCGAAUGCUUCCACAGCAGUGGAAAGUCCUACCUAGUAUUUGAGCUACUAGAGCAGAAUUUGCUGGAAUUCCAAAAAGCUAACAAUUUUACUCCUCUCCCUGCCAAGCAUGUUAGGAUCAUUGGCAUUCAGUUGCUGAGAGCUUUGGUGAUACUGAAGGAGUUAUCUAUCAUUCACACAGACAUCAAACUAGAUAAUAUUAUGUUAGUAGCCCACAACAGAUUUCCUUUCAGGGUCAAAGUGAUUGACUUUGGUUCAGCCAGUAUACUCCCUGAGGUUCAACAUAUUAAUGACCCUUAUAUCCAAGCCAGAUAUUACAGAUCCCCUGAGAUCCUCUUAGGGUUGCCUUUCUGUGAAAAGCUGGAUAUGUGGUCUGUUGGUUGCGUACUAGCUGAGCUCCGCCUUGGUAGACCACUCUAUCCCGGUAAAAAUCAAUAUGAUCAGAUCAGAAUCAUCAUUGAAGCUCAAGGACAACCCAAGGACUAUUUGCUUGACCAGGCAAGUAAAACACAUCUUUUCUUCAAAAGAAAUCCUUGCCCUUAUUCAGCUCACCGGUGGCAACUUAAAUCAUUGUCAGAAUAUGACUCAAAGAUGCUGACAUCCCUGGAGCCAAGACGACAGACUGUAAAGUCACUUGAUCAGCUUGAGACAUUCAAUAUCAUUCAAACAUUGUCCUCAAGUGAUGAUGAUAUAGCUGAGUUACAUGACCGCAAUGAUAUGGUGGCUCUUCUGAAGAGAAUGCUCAACUUUGAUCCCAAAAUGCGCAUUUCACCGGACUCUGCAUUAACCCAUCCAUUCAUAACCAUGGAGCAAUUGAAAAACAAAUAUAAUCACACAAGAUAUUACCAGCUCUCUGUCCAAGGUCUUGAUGCCGCUCUGAAUUAUGGUGGAGUUGAGAGCAAGGAACACAGUUAUCAGCUGCUGAAGGAGCCUCAGUGUGCAAAUGCCAAGGUGCAUAUUAAGAGCACACAACAUCAACCGAAUCACAGCAGUACUAUCACACAAACAGCUAUUGAUAAAGGGAACACCCUGACUAUCAGAAAUUCUGAACGAAUCCAAGGACUUAAGUUACGAUAUAAUGGAACUCGGGUUGACCAACCAUUCACUCCAUUCACAGAGAACGCAAUAAACCUCCCAUAUCCAUAUCAAGAAGCUUGUCAUCAGGCCAAGUUGCCUCGAUUCGUCCCAGACACACCACGCUGCAACCGUCCUGCACCUUCGAGACUUCAGUUCACACCGCAACAGUGCCAGGCCGUGCAGGCGGUUCAAAAGCUCUACUCCGAAAGGGAAGUUACAGGCUACAGAUUGCCGGGGUCAUUCACCGGAGAAAAUGUGAUUAAUAAAGUAGUUAAUAGCUUUCUUGGUUUCGUUUGCCACCAGCAAGUAGUUGCAGAGCAUCACUAG
This is a messenger RNA of Mobula hypostoma (lesser devil ray), 1617 nucleotides long. RefSeq names its product homeodomain-interacting protein kinase 4-like. The coding region runs from base 1 to 1617 and encodes 538 amino acids. Gene Ontology annotation, molecular function: ATP binding; protein serine/threonine kinase activity; protein tyrosine kinase activity. NCBI's taxonomy places the organism in Eukaryota, Metazoa, Chordata, Chondrichthyes, Myliobatiformes, Myliobatidae. The transcript is spliced from 3 exons. The record is from RefSeq and is a predicted model, not a curated record. Gene Ontology annotation, biological process: peptidyl-serine phosphorylation; peptidyl-threonine phosphorylation. Gene Ontology annotation, cellular component: cytoplasm; nucleus.